AUGACACCCAUGGCUUCUCUCCUGGCCUUUGCUCUACUUUCCAUGCUGUCCAUUGCUCGAUCCCAGGAUCGAGCACCCCACGGGAUUACUUAUGAGAACCCCGUGGCUUUCUCACCAUCAGCAUUCGAAUUCUUCCACCCGAACACUGAGCAGCCGAGUUCUAAAAACCCGGGUGCUUCAUCAAAUUGCUCACCAUUGGCAAAUUGCUCACCAUUGACUCUGGCAGCGACAGUGCAGUCAACUCUGGCACAUGAUAGCAUAUCAACCCCCAACACCGGAGGGAGCAAAAUGGGUGUUGGUGGGAUUGUUGGCAUUGUGUUUGGUUUUGUGUUUUCUGUGCUUUUGGCAAUGGGUGUUUACUAUGUGGCGAUCACACGUCGGUCCAAUUUUAGUCGAACCAAUUCUGUUCAACCUGAUGUCUGA
This is a messenger RNA of Ilex paraguariensis (yerba mate), 423 nucleotides long. The record is from the annotation of a GenBank genome assembly. Lineage: Eukaryota; Viridiplantae; Streptophyta; Magnoliopsida; Aquifoliales; Aquifoliaceae.